Molecule: messenger RNA, 845 nt
Organism: Brassica rapa (field mustard)
Lineage: Eukaryota; Viridiplantae; Streptophyta; Magnoliopsida; Brassicales; Brassicaceae
Product: 60S ribosomal protein L18-2
Biological process (GO): translation
Cellular component (GO): ribosome; cytosolic large ribosomal subunit
Molecular function (GO): RNA binding; structural constituent of ribosome
Source: RefSeq, a predicted model, not a curated record
AGUCACGAAACCUAAAAAUGCGAACGAGCUUCCUCCUAUAAAUUGAUAAACCCUAGCUUCAGUUCCGUCUUCCUCCGUAACAGACGCCAUGGGUAUCGAUCUUAUCGCCGGAGGUAAGAGCAAGAAGACCAAAAGGACUGCUCCAAAGUCCGAUGAUGUCUACCUCAAGCUUCUCGUCAAGCUAUACCGGUUUUUGGUAAGGAGAACCGGAAGCAAGUUCGAUGCUGUGAUCCUUAAGAGGCUUUUCAUGAGCAAAGUGAACAAGGCUCCUCUUUCACUCUCCAAGCUCGUUGAGUUCAUGAAGGGCAAGGAUGGUAAGAUUGCUGUGUUGGUUGGGACCAUCACUGAUGAUUUGAGAGUGCAUGAGAUUCCUGCGAUGAAGGUUACUGCCUUGAGGUUUACGGAGAGGGCUAGGGCUAGGAUUGAGAAAGCUGGUGGUGAGUGCUUGACCUUUGACCAGCUUGCUCUCGUUGCUCCAUUGGGACAGAACACGGUUCUCCUUAGAGGACCAAAGAACUCUCGUGAAGCGGUGAAGCACUUUGGUAAAGCACCUGGUGUGCCACACAGCCACACCAAGCCUUAUGUUAGGGCUAAGGGAAGGAAGUUUGAGAAAGCUAGAGGAAAGCGAAAGAGUCGUGGUUUCAAGGUCUAAGGUUGUUUCGAGGUUGUUGUUGUUGCUUCCUUAUGGUUGCUGCUUUCAGAAUCGUAAUUUUUGUAGACCACUCUUGUUACUCAUUUGCUUUUUGCAGACAUUGUUUUGAGUUUUCUGUUUUUCUGUUCUAAUCGACAAUUGAAUGUUUUGCUUGAUAACUGUUUAAGACUUUGCUUAAUGCUUGAUAACUGUC